Messenger RNA from Rhopalosiphum maidis (corn leaf aphid), 1626 nucleotides. RefSeq names its product nuclear transcription factor Y subunit gamma-like. Lineage: Eukaryota; Metazoa; Arthropoda; Insecta; Hemiptera; Aphididae. Gene Ontology annotation, biological process: regulation of DNA-templated transcription. Gene Ontology annotation, molecular function: DNA binding; DNA-binding transcription activator activity, RNA polymerase II-specific; protein heterodimerization activity. The transcript has 8 exons. The coding region runs from base 147 to 1172 and encodes 341 amino acids. The record is from RefSeq and is a predicted model, not a curated record. Gene Ontology annotation, cellular component: nucleus; CCAAT-binding factor complex.
GCGUCGUUUGUGUCGUUGAUCAGCUAUUGGACAUCUGCUUUUGUUCUGUUGAAAACUAACGAUACGCCAAUUUUGGUUGGAUGCGCUAAUUUGAGCGGCAAAUUAAUUUGUUUCGACUGAUUCUGAAUCGUGUGAAUAACAUAACCAUGUCCGUGUUCUUAGUGAAUCCGUCUACAGAAGAAGAAGAGGAAGACAAUCCAACCGAAGAUGAUCCCAACGCUAUUACAAUAUCUGUAGAAGAGAGCAAUCAAACUUGCAAUGUGGCUGCCCUAAACCAAUUUUGGCCCAAAGCAAUCGAUGAAAUUAGAAAGAUUGGAACAUUAGACUUAAAAACACAAGCAUUACCAUUAGCUAGAAUCAAAAAAGUGAUGAAAUUAGAUGAUAAUGUGAAAAUGAUCAGUGCAGAGGCUCCAAUGCUGUUCUCAAAAGCUGCAGAAAUAUUUAUCAAUGAAUUAACUCUUCGUGCUUGGAUACAUACCGAAGACAAUCGACGACGGACAUUACAAAGGAAUGAUAUUGCUAUGGCAAUUACCAAGUAUGACCAAUUUGAUUUUCUUAUUGACAUAGUGCCUAGAGAAGAAGCAAAAAUUGUUACAAAGGAAGUGAAGACAUCACUGAAUCCCGAACAAGUUCAGUAUUAUUUUCAACUUGCUCAACAACAACAACAACAGCAGCAGCAGCAGCAACAACAACAACAACAACAAUCAAAUAAUGCAUCAGGGUCUAGUGCUGGGCAGACAAUACAAAUCUUACAACCAGUGAACAACCAAGUAGUAUCUUUAGGGAAUGGUACUCAAGAUCAAGUAAAUAUAGAAAAUAUUCCAAAUAAUACAUCAAAUAUCACAACAAGUACUUCAACCACUGUAACAGGUAGUCAACCACAAGUUAUUCAGUUACAAGGCAAUACUCAGGCAUUGAAUACAAAUUCAAAUGGUGUACUUCAAUUAGUACAACAGGUUAUUACUCCAACUGGAGAAAUACAACAUAUACCUAUACAAAUUAAUUCCAAUCAACUGCAAAUGCUUCGCAUGCAAAUUCAAAAUUCCCCUCAAUCACAAGUUCAAGUAGUCCAAUCGCAACCACAAAUUAUACAAGUGGCUUCACAAGCUAAUGGACCAACACCAGUAUACAUAUCUCAAUCAACUAUUAAUCCAUCUUCAAGUCCAGAAUAAAUUAUUGUUACAAAUCAAUUCAUCGAGUUUCACCAAAUUGUUAUUAAUGUUAAUUCCGAUUUUGAUGUUAAAAUUAUUAUCAUAAAAACCAUUUAUGUCUGUUAAACUUGUAUUAAAUCCUUCUAAACAUUUUGGUGAAAAAUUAUUGUUAUGACAAGCAAUUGUAAAUAUUUUGUCAUUAGUGUAUAAUUUUUAUACUUUUUAAUCUCUUAUUUUGUAUUAAUCAAUGCAACAAUUCAAUUUGUUCUUUGAAGUUCGAAUAUUGUUUAAUAUUUAUGGGAAAAUUUCAUAAUUUUUCAUUUUGAUCUGAUAACCAUAUGAAGUGUGGUUGUAAGAAAUGGUACCAUUAAUUAUUAAAAAUUUUAUUUUUAACUAUACGGAUAAAUUGUACAUAAUUUGCCAUGAUAUAAACAGUAAAUAAUUAUUUUAAAAUUAAACAUAAAUUUUAUUUUUA